This is a messenger RNA of Papilio polytes (common Mormon), 2285 nucleotides long. Its product is annotated as SET and MYND domain-containing protein 4-like. Gene Ontology annotation, molecular function: protein binding. The transcript is spliced from 3 exons. The coding region runs from base 226 to 1944 and encodes 572 amino acids. NCBI's taxonomy places the organism in Eukaryota, Metazoa, Arthropoda, Insecta, Lepidoptera, Papilionidae. The record is from RefSeq and is a predicted model, not a curated record.
CAAUUUUGGCGCCAUCUGUGUCUGUGACUUACAAUUUUGCUAUUGUACUUGUACUUGCAAUUUUCUAGGUUUCGUUUGCGUUUGCUAUUGUGAAGUGUAGCCUAUCUUACAUUUCAUGAAUGAUCAAAUUUUACUGUUUAAUUUGUAACUCAAAGAAGUUUUAGGGAAAGGGAAGUAAAGUUGAUUUUUCUACAUUGCAGUUGCACAAGACUACGUGUAGGCAAGAUGUUUAGUAUGCCAUCAGCUCACCAACAGUACUUAAGGGAGAGAGGUUUAAUAAGUGAAAUUUAUGCAGCAAUGAACAGUGAUGAUUAUGCUGAUGUUGUAAUGGCAGCUUUUCGUGCACUUGAAAAAUGUAGUGGCUUCCCACACUUACCUAAACUUAAUAAAUGUGAAUCAAGAUCUAAUGAGUGCCGUAAUGAGGGUAAUGUAGCCUUUAAAAUGGGAAAUCAUAAUGAAGCACUAGAAUGUUAUAAUAAAGCACUUAUGUGUGCACCGACGAACUCCAGGGCAAUGAAGCUCGCAUACAGCAAUAGAUCCGCUAUUUUUCAAAACCGGAAACAAUUUUAUGCCUGUAAAACUGAUAUAGAACAUUGCUUUCGACUCGGCUGUCCGCCAGAUAUCGUUGAAAAAUUAAAGAAAAGAUUGGCAUUUGUUAAAAUGUUUAGUGACAUAGAAGAAAUAGCUGUGAAGGAAGUAAUUGAUACUUUUGGUAGUGUUUUUAAAUUUGGUACUAAGCGAAAUUCCCAAAUACCUUGUGCUAGUGCCAAUAUUGAAGUUGUUAGGAAAGAUUCUUCUGUAAAGAUUGUUGCAGCUAAAGACAUUAAGGUUGGAACCUUACUAGCAUUGGAACCAUCAUUUGUUAGUUGUAAUAAUGUAGAGAAAUUACCAUUUUCUUGCCACUACUGUCACAAGAUGUCAUUGAACCUUAUACCUUGUGAUAAUUGCUGUUUUGUGUUGUUCUGUGGUGAAGAAUGUAAAGCGCUUUGCAUGAAAGAAUAUCACAGCAUAGAAUGUCAAAUUAUGGAAAUAGUUGAGAUCUUUUUGAAUAGUCCAAUGGCAAAACUGAUGGUCAAAGGUGCUAUUAAAGUGGUGCAACUCAGUGAAUCCUGGGAAGAAAUAAAUACGAUUUCACGUUGCACAGGCUCAAAAAGAAUUUGCACUGCUUCGGUGCAGGAAAUGUUCGAUGUCGGAAAUAAGCUUUCUGUACUUAGUUACAAUGAUGAUAAGCUGUUUGUACAUGGUAGCAUGUAUGUGGCCAGUUUCUUCUGUGCCUUAAUAAUUUAUCAUUUAGAAAAAGUGCCAUCCUUUUUUCCUCUGUUAUUGGGGGAGAGAAAAUCGGCGAUGGAGUCUCUGGGACGGCUCAUGAUGUAUUUUGCAUUGCAUGCUGAACCAACACAAGUUAUAUUGACUGUAAGCAACAGGACAUUGUCAAAGACUUAUAGUUGUCCGCAUGUAAACCAUGGAUGGUAUCCAUUUAUUGGCAAAUUGCAGCAUUCUUGUACUCCUAAUGUUGUUGUUUCAAAUUUGAACAAAACUGCUGCUUUGAUAGCGGUACAACCUAUUGAGAAAGGAACGGAGUUGACUGUUUCUUACAUGGGUCAUUACCAUACAUUGGAUAUUGAUUUACAUGCGAAAAACAGCAUAUCAUUUGAAAAAAUAGGUAAAGUUUGCAAAUGUGAUAUAUGCAGCGGAGAUUGGAAAUUGCAAACCAAGAAGAGUGUGUUAACAGAUAAACAACGUAGAAUGUACAUUAAUAAGUUUCUACCUAUAAAGAAAGAUGGUGAAUUACACAAAAUGCACUUGUUUAUUCAUAAUGUGUUCGAAGUAAUGACUUGCUUAAAUAAUGUUCCAUUCUCUAAGGAGUAUAAAGAAGUCUACACCUUAUUUCACAAAUGCAUAUUAGCCUAUGAAGAAAGUAAAGGCAAUUUUGUUUUAGGUUAACCAGCUAUUUUCGUGCGGCUUCAUCUGCAUAUUAUGAAAACUUUAAUUAUUUUUUACAUUCCACUAAAACUUUUUCAUUUAUAAAUGUCAAAAUUCAAAUAUAUACUUUAAAGACAAGAUAAGCCUUUCUCAUUGGCUAAAAGUACCGUUACCAUGGUAAUUUUCUUUUGGCUAUUGGCUGUUAGUUUUUGUCCCUUUUUUGCGUGACAAUUUAUUUCAAUUUAUUCGUAUAUAAAUUAAAUAACGUGAAUAUAACCUAUAGCGUAUCAUAAGUGUAGGGCUUUUUAUUAAAAAAAAAGAGCUUAAUUAAUAAAUAUGUUAUGAUUGCUGACACCUAAAUA